AUGACUGUUUCCAUUUUGUUCUCAAGUCGCUGUGCACAUCUCAAUCGGACCAAGGAAGCUGCGCCAAUGGUGUGAUUUGCAAAUGCUCAGGAUUUGCCCAACAGAUUUUUUGCCAGUUCAUCAACCAAUGACUGUAGGGGUAGUCUCUGCCUUGCCAGCUUGUCAAGAGAGCUGCUGCUUGAAAUUCUGGCUUCCUGCCAGCUGCUUCCGUAGCUGCCAUGAAAGUCUGGCAGAUCCUCAUCGAAAUCAUCGGUCCAAUCCGUCCGGACCGGAAGAACGAGUCUUCUCAGGUCGUAAGGACGGGAGGUGUUGAUGUUGUGUGGGAUGCCUUCCCGUAUGUUGGGGCAUGUUGGGGCAUACCCUGUCACAGGUCUUCUCCAACUCACUCCGUUUUCCGAGUGGACUCAAUCGAUCGAACUUCAGCAAAAUCACAGCUGCUUAUGCUGUUUGCUUGAGGCUGAUGGCUGGAUUGGUUCGCAACGCCGUGCCGGCGCUGCCUUUUUCUUCGUUUCAAUUGGAGAAAUGAACAUCCUGAGUCUGGUCCUAUACUGUAACAGUCGGUCAAAUUAAACAAUAAUCACUAUGUAUUUCAGAGACUAAUGGGAUACAGUAUGCCCAACGGACAUCAUGUUGCCCUGUCAAUGGCCAAUGACUUAACAGAUCUCGCACCCCAGAUUUCGUGCACAGUGCCGCGAAGUCACAUGGCUAUACCAGACUUGGUACAGGGGUACAGUGCUUUCAGAGGUUCGAUGGCACUGGCACACGAAGAUCAUGCGUUUAGUUUGAGGGUCCAUAUAAACCACCCCACUUGGGGGCCCUGGUGCCAUUGAACCUCUGAAACCGUAAAUGUUUCAUUCGACACACUGAAAUCAGUGCUUGUGAUGGAUCCAGCAGACGUGACGACUGCGACUGCGACUGCGAAUCGCCCUUUCUUGGCGCGACGUUCACCCGACGUGUUCGCCAUGUUCGCCACUGCGGCUGCGAUGUCCGAAUGUCGGCUGAAGUGAUCAGGGCCGUGAAGGCUGCGCAGAGCAGCAGCGAGGUGGAAUUGCUGUUGGCCCCUGAGCUGGCCCGGUGGGCCAGGCAACCGAAGCUGGCCACACCAGUCCUGAAGUCGACGGGACGCAAUGCGCUGCCAGCCGUGUUGUGGAUGUUAAGGAGCUCCCUCCGACCGAAUGUGAUCCACUUCAAUGCGGCCGUGGCAGCCUGCGAGGAAGCCGAUGCUUGGCCCAGUGCACUGGAGCUGCUCCGCCAGAUGCUUCAGCACUCGGUGCAGGGCAGCGUGUUAAGCUUCAACCGCACAAUGGCAGCCAUGAGCUCAGAGUGGCGCAAGUCCUUGGCCCUGUUGGAGGAGAUGCCUUCGCACCAGGUGGCGCCUUGUGCGACCACCGAUGGACG
Durusdinium trenchii is the source of this 1398-nucleotide messenger RNA. Lineage: Eukaryota; Dinophyceae; Suessiales; Symbiodiniaceae. The record is from the annotation of a GenBank genome assembly.